Messenger RNA from Carassius carassius (crucian carp), 3766 nucleotides. It is a transcript of the gene hip1rb, whose product is annotated as huntingtin interacting protein 1 related b. The record is from RefSeq and is a predicted model, not a curated record. Bases 307 to 3516 code for a protein of 1069 amino acids. Gene Ontology annotation, biological process: actin filament organization; clathrin coat assembly; endocytosis. The transcript has 32 exons. Gene Ontology annotation, cellular component: actin cortical patch; clathrin-coated vesicle. Lineage: Eukaryota; Metazoa; Chordata; Actinopteri; Cypriniformes; Cyprinidae. Gene Ontology annotation, molecular function: phosphatidylinositol-3,5-bisphosphate binding; clathrin light chain binding; actin filament binding.
UAUGCGCGUGUUAUGUAAAUGUGUCACCUCUGUGACAAUUCGUCAUCUGUGAACUUUUCUGACCUAACGUGAAUUUCAGGAGUAUUAAAACGCGCAUUAUACUCCUCCCACAGCAAUGAUGUAGUACGACUCAAACCGGCAAGAAGCUACGAAGCCAGAACAGGUUUUUCUCCAUGUCCUACUUAGCGAGGCGGUGUUCCUGAUAACCCACCAGAAUAUAAACCUCACAGCCACACUGGAUUGUCAAACGACGGACACUUGAAGCGUAACUAUUUGUUAACCAUAAAAACCGAGAUCUUAUAAAGGAUGAAUUCAAUAAGACAUGUGCCUUCGCGGGUUAAAAGCAAAAGGACGGAAACGAUUUUAGGAGCCGAGAGGGAGCAUUUCGAAAAACAGCAGCUAAGCAGUAUCAGUAAGGCCAUCAAUUCCACAGAGACGCCGCUGAAGGAGAAACAUGCACGCAGAAUUAUUUUGGGAACCCACAGAGAGAAGGGGGCCUAUACCUUCUGGUCAUAUGCCGUUGGUCUGCCCUUGCCAAGCAGCGCCAUCAUUAGCUGGAAGUUCUGCCAUGUAUUACACAAAAUCAUGCGUGAUGGUCACCGGAAUACUUUACAAGACUGCAUGAGACACUACAGCAGCAUUGCUGAGACAGGGUUAUUAUGGAGUAACACACGGGACAGACAUGGAUAUGGACAACUGGUUUCUCUACAUUCCAAACUCCUCUGCACCAAGAUGGAGUUUCACACUAAGCAUUCUGAAAUCCCAGCCAGUCUAGAAGUCACAGAUGAAGUCCUAGAGCGAACAGCGGGAACAGACAUCAAUAAUGUGUUCCAGCUCACAGUAGAAGUGUUUGAUUACAUGGAUGCAGAGCUUCGAUUAGCAGAAGCUGUGCUCCGCCAGCUCAAUAUGUCUAUUGCUAUCUCCACACUGACGUCAGGCCAGUGUAAACUAGCUCCACUCAUCCAGGUCAUCCAGGACAGCAGUCACCUCUACCACUACACCGUCAAACUGCUCUUCAAACUGCACGCCUGUUUACCUGCAGACACACUUCAGGGACACCGUGAACGCUUUCAUGAGCAGUUUCAAAGCCUCAAAACAUUCCUCAAUAAAGCUCGAGACAUGCUAUACUUCAAGAGGCUGAUCCAGAUACCUAGACUCCCUGACUCUCCACCCAACUUCCUUCGGGCCUCUGCGCUAGCGGAGCAUGUUAAACCCAUGGUUGUCAUCCCAGAUGAAGAAGAACUUGAGGAGCAGGAAGAGGAUGAACCUGAGACUCUGAUAGAUGUUAGUGAGGUGCAGCCUAGCAUGGCCUCUCAGCCACAGAGUGACAUAUUUGAUCAAGCAUUUGGACCACCCAGUGAUGGAUUUGAUGAUAGAGACCUUCAAAUCGAACAUCUGAAACGAGAAAUUGAACUUCUGAAAGCUGAGCUUGAAAAGAUAAAAGGAGAGGCUCAACGCUAUAUCACACAGCUCAGGUCUCAGAUCAACAGUCUUGAGACAGAACUGGAGGAGCAGCGUGUGCAGAAGCAGCGCACCCUGGUGGAGAAUGAGCAACUACGCAUGGAGUUAGAGGCCCUCCGUCGCCGCAACACUGAACAUGAGAGCAUCCAGACCAACUUUGUUGAGGCAGAAAAAAGAUCCCAAGCAACAGAGUUGCGUUAUAAUAAACUGAAGGAAAAGCAUGCUGAACUGGUUGCCAACCAUGCUGAACUCCUCCGAAAGAGUGCAGACACAGUAAAGAUCCUAUCAGCCACACAACAGACUCAAGAGGAAAUUGAACGAACUAAGCAACAGUUAGCCUUUGAGGUAGAAAGAGUCAGACAAGAGUCAGACAUGAAGUUUGAAGAGCAGAGGUUUGAUAUGGAUAAACUGAGGAGGGAGCUUGAAGAGAAAAAUGCAGAAAUCCAGAAAGUCAAGAGUUUAUUACAGACUUCUGAGAAGGCAGGAGAGCAGCUGAACAGCUCUGUGGCUGCACUUAAGGCAGAAAAGGAUAGGCUAACACAGUUUAUAAGUAAGAAAGAUGUCGAUCUCUCCUCCCUGAUGAAGGAAGCUCAGCUGAAAGAGUAUUCUUUACAGCAGGAACGUGACCGAACCAUCAAGGAGCUGGGAGAAUUACAAGGCAAACUCAAAGAGAAGUUAACUCACGAAGAGCAGCUGCAGCAGAAGUUGCUGGAUGAGCAGUUUGCACUGCUGCAGGCAACAGUCACUGAGGCUGAGAACAUCAUUCAGGAUGCUGUUGCUACACUAGAUGACCCCUUGCACAUCAGCUCUUCCAGCUCCCCAGAUUACCUUAUUAGCCGAGCAGAGGCUACGCUCAACUCCAUUGAUAAGCUGCAAGUGGGCCACUCUGAGUAUGUGAAGAAAAUGAGGGAUGCUGGGAGUCUCGUAAGGGCUCUUACUAAGUUUUCACAUCUUACUGCUGACACAAUAAUCAGUGGAAGUGCGACGGCACACAUGGCCCAUACUGACGACGCUGACCGUUUGACAGAGCACUGUAAAACUUGUGCCACCCAGAGCCUGCAGUAUCUUAGGAAUCUUAAAUCAAAAGCAUCUCUAAAGGGGGCUGAUCCUACCUCAAUUCAAGCAGCAGUGCAGAAGAUUCUUAGAAUAGGACAGGAUCUGAGGCCAAAAGGGUUAGAUGUUGGUAAGGAUGAGCUGGGUGACGUGGUGGAUAAAGAAAUGGCUGCUACCUCUGCUGCUAUUGAGGAGGCUGUCAGGAGAAUUGAUGAAAUGAUGAAUCAGACCAGGAAGGACACAACAGGAGUGAAACUGGAGGUCAAUGAGAGAAUCCUAAAUAGCUGCACUGACCUUAUGAAGGCCAUUCGUCUUUUGGUGUUGGCAUCCACAGACCUGCAGAAGGAGAUUGUGGAGAGUGGAAGGGGAGCAGCUUCAGUGAGAGAGUUUUAUGCUCGUAACUCUCGCUGGACAGAGGGUCUUAUUUCUGCCUCCAAAGCUGUAGGAUGGGGUGCAACACAGAUGGUUGAUUCUGCUGAUAAAGUGGUGUUGCACACUGGGAAGUAUGAGGAGCUGAUCGUCUGCUCUCACGAGAUUGCUGCUAGCACUGCACAGCUUGUUGCAGCCUCUAAGGUGAAAGCUGACCGUGGCAGUAAGAAGCUUGGCGUUCUUCAGCAUGCCUCACGCCAUGUUAAUGAGAUGGCUGCUAACGUAGUGGCUUCCACCAAGACCGGGCAGGGCCAGGUCGAGGAUAAGGGCACCAUGGACUUCUCUGGCAUGUCUCUAAUUAAGCUCAGAAAAGAAGAAAUGGAGUCACAGGUGAAGGUUCUAGAGCUAGAAUCCAUGUUGGAAAAUGAGCGUCUGCAUUUGGGUGAUCUCAGGAAGAAACACUAUGAGAUAGCAGGUGUCCCUCUAGAGGAGAUGGCUCAGGACAAUGGCAUGGGAGCCUCUUCACAUGUGACUGCUGCCCCGUCCUCUCCUAAACCCUCUAAGCCCACUCUAAUGAAGAAACCAGCUCUUGCACAAAAACCCAACAUCCCACCCAAAAGCACGUUGAGGUGAGCCCAUCUGGAUGAAGAUUUCUGAAGACUUGUUGAAUCUCAAAACAUCAUCAACCCUUGUUAAUAUUUUUUUUUUGUUCUAUGUCUGGUCACUCAAAUGUUUUUUCAUAUCUUCUGUGUAAGACCUUUGCCUUUUUUCUAUUUGAGAGUGCCUUAGAGGCUACAAAAUUUAAAAAUUGUAUCUUAGAUGUAGAGCUCUAGUACUGGGUGUCCAUAAUUUAAGUACAAUUUCAAAUAAUUUCAUUUUUAAA